This is a messenger RNA of Osmerus eperlanus (European smelt), 1118 nucleotides long. RefSeq names its product geminin DNA replication inhibitor (gene gmnn). Gene Ontology annotation, cellular component: nucleus. The record is from RefSeq and is a predicted model, not a curated record. Gene Ontology annotation, biological process: negative regulation of DNA replication; negative regulation of cell cycle. The coding region runs from base 212 to 871 and encodes 219 amino acids. Lineage: Eukaryota; Metazoa; Chordata; Actinopteri; Osmeriformes; Osmeridae. The transcript has 7 exons.
GUGAUCGAGAAUAACAACAAACAUCCUCGUGAGAAAAAAACUACAAGCACGUGAUCUGACGCCAUUAUUUAAGUCGCUAGCGCGGGCAUUUGAAGAAAAGAGGAAGUUCUCUUGGCACGUACUCAUAAGAUUGAGCGAAAAGCGAGUCGUUGGACACAAAUUUUACGUGUUGUACUGUACAGAUCGAGUCCAAGCUAAAUUCAACAAGAAAAUGAAUACCAGCCGGACCUUCAAACACGUAGAGAACUCUUCUGAGAACAUUAAGAAUUUUUUUGCAGCAUCCGACCAGGGAAUGGGACCCCCCAGGAAAAGCCUGCAGGUUCUCCAGCCCUCUGCUGUCAACAUGAAUGUGGGCAGGAUAAAACUGGCAGGGAAGGCUGUGCCCAAAAGGAAACAGUGGAACCCAGAACAGGUGAAGGGUUCCAAGAGGUCCAAGGCUGAAGUCAAGUCCACACAGACGGAAAACCUCCCAGAUGGCCUCUCCACAGAGGCAUAUGAACUCAUGGUCAAAGAAACCCCUCCUUCAAGCUAUUGGAAAGAAGUGGCUGAGGAACGUAGGAAGGCUCUGUACGACGUUCUCCAGGAAAAUGAGAAGUUGCACAAAGAGAUUGAGGCCAAAGAUGAGCAGAUCGCCCAUCUGAGGAGUGAGAACGAGGAGCUGCAGGAGCUGGCUCAGCAUGUCCAGCACAUGGCCGACAUGAUCGAGAGGUUAACGGGUAAGAGCCCAGAAAGUCUUGAGGACCUGAGGGAGAUCGCUUUGGAUGUUGAUGAGUUGGAAGAGCUUGAGGAAUCAGAUGAUGACUGCACACCCAGUGAGGAGGAGGAGGAGGAGGAGGAAGUACAGAAUAAAGAUCAAGCUGAAGCCAAUUGAACAAGUUAAUUUGUCCCAAGUGGAGGUCGGACUGAGUUGGAAUAUGCCCUUGCUGCUCAAUGGUUCUUUUUACAGUAUUCUGACAGGAAAGACUGUUCACAAUUAAUUCACUGUAAAUUAUUGGUGCGUUAUUCACUGAAACCAUUUGAUUCUGGGGCUUUGAUAGGGGAAGGCUGGUUUUGUUUUUAAGAUGUUUUUUUUUUUUUCCUUUCUGGUGUUAAACACUUAUUUAUGCAGUUGUAUUGCA